Molecule: messenger RNA, 5117 nt
Organism: Solea senegalensis (Senegalese sole)
Lineage: Eukaryota; Metazoa; Chordata; Actinopteri; Pleuronectiformes; Soleidae
Gene: entrep3
Product: family with sequence similarity 189 member B
Exons: 14
Coding region: 1205-3424 (739 amino acids)
Cellular component (GO): membrane
Source: RefSeq, a predicted model, not a curated record
AUUCAUUCAUUCAUCAUCCUUGAGGGAUUUCAGCAUGUCAUCGCGGGCACCCGGCGUAUGUGGACCGUGUUGUUUUGCUCAUGUGACGUUUGAUGGAAGGCAGUGAGGUAAGCAGCAUCCGGGAUGCACACACGCAAACACACGGUCUGAGCGGGAUGCCCGCGUGACUGCAGGGAGGAACGAGGCGGAGGAAGAGGAGAAGGAGGAGGAGGAGGAGGGGAUGAUGCUGCUGGUGGUGAUGGUGGCGCGGGGGGUUUAGGUGCGUGUGGACCACCACAAACCCCCGCUGAGUUGGAGCUGUCAAAGAUCGAAACCCAGGGGGGAGAGGUUUUAUUGCAGAAGGGCUCUGAUAUUUUUGGUGCAGUUUGAUAAUCGAUAGAGGAUUUUUCUUUCUUUCUUUUUCUCGGUGUAAUUAGUCUCGCGUUUUUCCGACACGCACCGAUGUGAUAUUGAUGGGGGUUUGAUCUCCACGCCGUGACAGGAUGGACCUGACAUAAGGAGGAGGAGGAGGUGCGAGGGGCCGGGUUUGGCUCGGACACUGAGUGGACACUAGCGCCGGCUCCUGUCCUCAUCGCUGCUGCUGCUGCUGCUGCUGGUGGUGAAAAAUCAGCUGGUGUUCUAUUGGAUGCUUGAGAAUUUGCGGCCUGCUCUGGUCUCCAGUUACCGCAAUGCCACUGGCGAGAGGAGGGAGAGGUGGAAGGCUGUCCUGAUGACAGGAGCGAGCAGCAAAAAGCAUAUGAUUAAAACACUAUUAAGAAAAUUGCAAGUAAACUAAUGCAGUUGUGUGUGAAUAUGUCAGAAUGACUUGAUAGGAUGCAGCUCUAUAUGCUGUGCAGUGAAUAGACUAGUGGUCAUAAUAGACUGUAAACUGCAUUGACUGAAUCAACCUCAGUAUCAUGGCUGAAAUGUCAAAAUCAGACAAAUAAGGCUGCGAGUGUGUAGUGGCUGCUCAAUUCUCAACUUUCUGCUGACAAAGUUCUUGGACUGUAGUGUGCACCACCGUGGGCCACUGCGCAGCACCUAUGGCACCUGCCAGUGGAGAUUUUGGUGCAUAAUUGUGAGAGUGGAGCUCUGAAGCCAGCAUUGGUGUCUCCCUCUUCAACGCUCUUGCGCCUACACCACAACAACUUAACGUUGCUUUAUCAAACCAGAGUGAGUGUGAACUGUUUCCCAGCCUCCUCCUGCACUCACGGAUGAGCCUGCCAUGCCUUCACCGUCAGACUCCAGCAGUGUGGCUUCGGCCUCGGGGUCUCGGGGCUGGUCAGACAGCCGUAGAGGGAUGUCAGGCCGGGGGCCCGGAGGAGCACGGCUGCUCCUCUACCUGGGGUUGUGCCACCUGGGUCUAGGGGCCAUGGUCCUGGCCUUCUCUUUUACCAGCAUGGCCUUCACCUCUUCAGCUCGUGUGAGGCAGUCCUGUCCAUUUUGGGCUGGUUUCUUUGUGGUGGCAUCUGGAAUAGUUGGGAUAAUCUCCUGGAAGAGACCUUUGACACUGGUGGUGUCACUGUUCAUGCUGCUGUCUGCAGUGUGUGUGAUCCUCAGUCUGGCUGGUUCAAUGCUCUCCUGUCAGAACGCACAGAUGGUCAAGUCCAUGCUCACCUGCCAGGUGGAGAACGGCCUGUGUGUGUGUUGUGCGCCCACUCACUCCUGCUCCAUCACAGAGGAGGAGACCCUGGUCCUGUACCUGAAUGCUGACUGCCAUUCAGUCAGACACCAGUUGAAGGACCUUUUGUUCAGUGCCUGCGGUCUCAGCAUUCUCUCCACCAUCAUCUGUACUUUGUCCACUGUGACCUGCAGUAUUCACAUAUUCUCCCUGGACCUUGUGCACCUGCUGGCUCCCCAUCGCUCCCGUUCAGUCAACCCAGAGUGCACCACUCCUCAGGACGCGUUCCUGACCAACAUCAUGGACUUUGAGGAGUUUGUGCCACCCAUCCCUCCACCUCCGUACUAUCCUCCUGAAUACACCUGCAGCUCUGAGACAGACGCUCAGAGCAUCACCUACAAUGGCUCCAUGGAGAGUCCUGUUCCCCUGUAUCCCACUGACUGUCCCCCUCCUUAUGAAGCAGUGAUGGGACAGAGAGCUUGCAGCCAAGCGACAGUGUUUGACCCCCACGGCACUGAGCUGUCUGGAGAGAGAGGAACUUCUACUGCCUUCAGUGGAGAAGUGUCCAUGGACAGUGGAUCUCUGUUGAUGUCAGAGAUUGUGGACAUCCCUGAUGAUUCCUCCCCAUCAGAGGACUCCUGCCUGAUGGAGGUUGGACUGAGGCACCAGGGGGAGAGAGGGAACAGGACCGCCAGUGAGGUGGGAGAUGGAGGGGAGCUCUUCAACUACCGUGGUCCUCCAUCUCAAACACCAGAGAGUCCUCUGGCAGGAGGACCGAGAGCCAGACGCUUCCUCAGAGGAGAGAGGUCCAACUCUUGCUCAUCUCCCAGCACUGCCACCACCACAUACAGGUCUCCAGUGCUGCGUCGCCAGGCAAUGCUAGCAAGUAGCUGCUCCCAGCUGGAAACAAUACGAGGCUCCAGCUGUCAACAGCAAUCCUCCAUCCCAGAGAUUCGAGUACACUCCGCACAAGGAGCUGCUGUGGCCUCCUUAGUUCCAUCCCCCUCGGUUGCCGGUGCACCGGGCAGUAAUGGGGCACCACUCCCUCACCAACCGCUGUAUCUGCGACGUAGGGCGGGGAGGACUGAGAAGGAUGGAGAGAGAGGAAGGAGGGAAACUGAGGGGCUGCCUCCCCUCGUGAGGUCACACAGCGAGCCAGGACUUGGCUCCUCGACUGAUACAGUUGACUAUGGAAGCAGAGCUCUGGAGGACUCUGGAGACAGCAAGACAUCCAUAGAUACAGGUCAGUCUUCUGAUGUGUGUCUGCUGCCCCGCACUUCUCUGCCUCCAGCGGCAGCCUUACCGAGCAAAGGCAGCAUUAAAUCAGCAGCUGUAGGGGUGCAGGUGCCUGCCAAACCUCCACCCACAUCGCCACUACGUUUACCUAAAGAUUGCCACCGUUCCCUCGGAGACCUUAAGGUGACACGGGUUCUCAUGGCUCGUUUCCUGCAACGCUCCAAACGCAACCUAGCUCCUUCCUCUGAGCAUGCUGGGAGCACAGGGCAGGGACCUAAGAGGAGGACUGGAGCUGAGGGUGCUGCCACCAACCACCUGCCGCUGGAGCAUGUUUUGCUUACACCUUGGAACACAGGCCGAGGGCAGCCCAGCCGCAAUGCUCACCAUCCACCUCAUCACCGUGGACACCACCAUUCCCACAGUGACAGUCGACACAACCGACGCUACAGUGGACGGGUGCCAGAGGGGAUCCACCUGCGCAGCUGUGGAGAUUUAAGCUCCUCCUCCUCGGCGUCACUUCAUCGACUGGUGACGCCUUGUCCACCCCAUGGGUCAUCGGGAGCUCUCUACUCAGAGUCUGCACUGUGAAGACAGGAGAAGGCUGGAGGAGGGAUUGAUGAGGAAAACCCCGGAAUGACACGAGGAGUGGACGGCAGGUUUAAAGAAAUAUUUAAUCAAGACAAAAGUGGUUUUGCAACUUUUAAAAGUCUGUUCUCCCGUUUGUUCCUGUCACUACUGUAUUCGUGAAGUCAUCUGAGCAAAUGGCCUUAUUCAGAGGUGCUCUUUAUCACCCAGAACAUUGACCCAGAGCUCACACAUUCAACAACAGUGAAACAGCUCGUGUUUGGCUGCUGUGGUCUUCUAACUUACUGAGACCAACCAGAAGCAUCUGUGCUGCUGAAUUCUUCCUCCCUCACUAUAGUCAACUGGAAACGUCUUUUCCUCAACAAUGGAGACAGAACUCCAUUGACAGAACAACCACUUACUCACGUGUACAGACAGUCUAUUACAUAAUUAUGGGUUGCAAUAUGCAUCUGGCCCUUUUGUACAUUGCUAUAUAUAGCCACAGAAUCACUUAUGUAAAGUGAUUAUGGAAUUAUUCUUACUUUGUCUUCCAUUGACUUCAAUUGUUUGUUUGUUUUUGUUUUUUUUAAAAAAUCUAUCUCAAUAAAUAUAAUUAGCUUGUUUAGAGUAAGAUUAACAGAUGAGGACAAAUGCUCUAAUGUGAAAAUAUUUUUUCAAAAUUCAGGUUCCUAAUUUCCCCCCAAACUCUCACAGCUCUGCACUGGCCUUCAAAAGAAAAGCAACUAGCAUUUCUAACACAGACACACUUCAGCCUUUCAAAGGUAUUUUCUGUGCAUAGCUCCUGGACACUGUGGUUUGAUUUGCAUAUGUGCAUGUUUUGCUAAAGCAUACAGCAGGAAACCUUGUGCAUCAGAUCCUGACUGUCUGUGUAACUCAGUAACAUGUCCUCAGAAUGUCUUUAUGUCUGCAUGUUUGGAAAAUGUUUAUUACUUUUUUUCUUCCUCUUGCACCCAAGACCUAUGAUAUUAGCUAUAUUUGAAAUGUGUUUGUGGUGAUAGGUAGCUGAGGACAAAGGUCAGAGUCAAAGGAGUGCAGUGUUUCCAGAGUUUUCUGUCAGAUGACUCCAGACAUGUCACUGCAUCCUAAUUUUAUUUUGGGGAGACAUAUAUCUAUGAUAAUAGGCAAAGGCAGCCUGAUCCUGUAAGAUAAAGAGGUGUAAAGUGCACUGUGACUCGGAUUAAACGAGUCUCUUGCAAUAAAUAUACAGACAUUCUGUAUGAGGUUGGGUUUCACACUAUGUCUCAGCAUGGUUUCCACUUGCAAAGGGUCGUGAGUGUGUAGUCAAAUGAGGACAAAAAAACGGACCCACCAGAGACACUGAACAUACGGUGAGUGUGGACAACCGGAUUCUGUUGAUACAUAUUGAGCCCAUAUCAGUAAAGACUCGUUUCUGAGGCAUUCAUAAUUAUGUAACUACUUUUAAAAAUGUAAACACAUACACAUACAUGCUCUCAUGCUCUCUUAUCAAGGCACUGAGCUGUGGUGUUUCUACCUCCUGUCUUGCAUAAAACAUUAUUUAUUUGAAGAAUUGCAUAUCUGUAUGGCAGGCUUAACAGGACGUAGCCUUGAAAGCAGAAUUAUAAAUGUAUCUAAAUACGACACCUAUUCCAGAUUUUAAAUGAAAACUUUAAAUGCAAGUUAUGUAUUUCAGCAUAUGAAAUAAAUGAUAGAACUAAAAUAAAAAAUAAACACUUUU